Messenger RNA from Cyclopterus lumpus (lumpfish), 5864 nucleotides. RefSeq names its product serine/threonine-protein kinase 38-like. The transcript has 14 exons. The record is from RefSeq and is a predicted model, not a curated record. Gene Ontology annotation, molecular function: ATP binding; protein serine/threonine kinase activity. NCBI's taxonomy places the organism in Eukaryota, Metazoa, Chordata, Actinopteri, Perciformes, Cyclopteridae. The coding region runs from base 382 to 1767 and encodes 461 amino acids. Gene Ontology annotation, biological process: intracellular signal transduction; peptidyl-serine phosphorylation.
ACGUGGAUGGAGGGUCUGAUGAGCCCGACCGUCCCAGGAAGCCCCACGGCUCAUUUCAUAUAUAUUUUUUAGCGAUAAAGGCGGUUGAACCGCUGAUUUUCGAGGUCAGGGCAUACAAAUGAAAAAAGCAAAAUAAUUUAAAAUGAUUUCAGGCUAGCUUGCUGUCAACGCCAGCGCACAUUUGUUAUGAUUUGGCGUUGAUUUUGGCGAUAUUUACUGUGCAGUUUGAUAAGUUCCUCUAAAGGGUCACCAAUAUCUGGAGCCUCUAGCCGCCCGCUGCCUAAAUAUUAGGCAGAAAUACACUGUCUAUUUCUCUUAUAUCGUGGGGUGGCGGCAAGCCAAGAAUUGACUCUGGAGCCGGACACGGAGGAGAGUGUGGCCAUGACGGGAGGGACCGUAGACACCCUUCCCAUGAGCAACCACACCCGAGAGAGGGUGACCGUGGCCAAGCUGACGCUGGAGAACUUCUACAGCACUCUGCUCACGCAGCACGAGGAGCGCGAGAUGAGGCAGAAGAAGCUGGAGAAAGCCAUGGAUGAGGAGGGUUUGCCAGAUGAGGAGAAAGUAAUGCGCCGCUCGCAGCAUGCCCGUAAGGAGACCGAGUUCUUGCGACUGAAGCGGACGCGACUUGGCUUGGAUGACUUUGAGUCCCUGAAAGUGAUCGGACGGGGGGCUUUUGGAGAGGUCCGUUUGGUGCAGAAGAAAGACACGGGGCACAUUUACGCCAUGAAGAUUUUGAGGAAAGCCGACAUGCUGGAGAAAGAACAGGUCGCCCAUAUCCGGGCAGAGAGGGAUAUUCUGGUAGAGGCGGACGGCGCCUGGGUGGUCAAGAUGUUCUACAGCUUCCAGGACAAGCGGAACCUCUACCUCAUCAUGGAGUUCCUGCCUGGAGGCGACAUGAUGACCCUGCUGAUGAAGAAGGACACUCUGUCCGAAGAGGCCACCCAGUUCUACAUUGCAGAGACGGUCCUGGCAAUCGACUCCAUCCACCAGCUGGGCUUCAUCCACAGAGACAUCAAACCAGACAACCUGCUGCUGGACUCCAGGGGACACGUGAAGCUGUCCGAUUUUGGCCUGUGUACAGGACUGAAGAAGGCUCAUCGCACAGAAUUCUACAGGAACCUGACACACAACCCGCCCAGUGAUUUCUCCUUUCAAAAUAUGAACUCCAAGAGGAAAGCAGAAACCUGGAAGAAGAACCGGAGGCAGCUGGCGUACUCUACAGUGGGGACGCCGGACUACAUUGCCCCUGAAGUCUUCAUGCAGACAGGCUACAACAAGCUGUGUGACUGGUGGUCUCUGGGUGUCAUCAUGUACGAAAUGCUCAUCGGUUACCCGCCCUUCUGCUCUGAGACGCCACAGGAGACGUACAGGAAGGUGAUGAACUGGAAGGAAACCCUCAUCUUCCCACCAGAAGUCCCCAUCUCAGAGAGGGCCAAAGACUUGAUAUUAAAGUAUUGCACUGAUGCCGAGAACAGGGUUGGAGCAGUGAGCGUGGAGGAGAUCAAGAGUCAUCAGUUUUUUGAGUCGGUGGACUGGGAGCACAUCAGGGAGCGUCCCGCAGCCAUCUCCAUCGAAAUCAAGAGCAUCGACGACACCUCAAACUUUGACGACUUCCCCGAGUCAGACAUCCUUCAGCCAGCCAAUGCGACAGAGCCGGACUUCAAAUCGAAGGAUUGGGUGUUCCUCAACUACACGUACAAACGCUUUGAGGGUCUGACCCAGCGAGGCACCAUCCCCACAUACAUGAAGGCAGGGAAGGCCUGACACGGGAGACGGCGUCGUGGAGAGAAAGACAGACAGACGUUUACGGACACAGGGUCGGGCCGCCGAGCCCCGCUGGUGCUGAAAGGCUGCGCUGUCGGGCCUCUCAGUAUAAAUUUAACCCUCAUCAUAAGUCAUUUAGGUCUGCUCAGCCGCCGCAAGAACGCCAAGAGCUCUGAAAUGAUGGAGUGUUUACCGCAUUACCUCGGUUGUUUAUAUCGUAUAACGUGCCGUCUUUAGCCACAGCUCUCAGGCCAGUUCACUAACUAGGACACUAAAUCAGCAUAUCUGCAUGUACAGUCUGGAGAGGAUGUUUCACUGCUCAGUGGGAAUGAGGAUUAACUGCUUGGAUAUCUUCACAGCCGUAGUUAUGAGCUUUAUUCACUGUAGUAAGAACAGGUAUACCUCACUUGUUCCCGCCCAUAAUGUUAUAGCCAGCUCGUGGAUUUUAAAGGAAAGUUCCAGCAUGAUUUUAAGGGUUUUGGCUCCCUCUCUGCUUUGUAUUCAGGAGAUACUCCCACUAACGAAGGUAGCCUCCAAUUUAAAAGCUUUAAGCGAUAAAAAAUCUUCUCUUUGUAGUGGUGGUAGUUGGCGAGAUGCUAGUGGAUCCUAAUGGAUGUUCAGUUAGCAUACACAUUGUCUGGGACAGAUAGGAAUAUGGAGAGGCUGAAGGGGAACAUUAUGUAUAUUAUGUUAGUCCUUCUACUGGCGGCUAGAUAUUACUAUUAGACUCCUCCUCUAUUACUAUUAGACUCCUCCUCUAGCGCCGUCAUCAGGUCAAAAGUUGUUAGUUCAAUACUUUUUUUAAAUUUUUUUUAUUAUAUGACCACAAAUAUAUAUAAAACUAACAACUGACUUUCCCAUCAGCACCAGCCACUCUUGUGCUAAUGAGCAGGCGUUAGCAUGCUAAGUUGGUGAACAUGGGAAACCUGGUUCACAUAAACAUGUUGCUAUGCUAAUGUUAGCAUUUAGCUCAAAUGUGACAAUCUAUUUAAAGAAGAAAAUUCUUUAAAAGUGUAAAUGUUUUUAUCCUAACAGUAGUACUGUUUUUGCCUGUAAUGGGGCAGAAUGACGCGUCUCGUUGUUUUCACGAACAAUUAACAUUAAAGGGAGAGAAAAUAAAACUCAAUUAAAAUGAUGCUGGAACUCUCCUUUAACCGCCGCCUCGGCGCCUCUGCUUCUCUCACAGAGGCACAACGUGCCAGGCAACGCGCGAAAGCAGUUUCCCAUGCGCGUGCAUGCCGAGUGCGCCACUUCCCCCCCAGAGCCAGUUGUGUGUGUUUGUGCAGGUCAGCGCUGCAGUAGUUGAUAUUUCCCCUGAUUUUAUUUUAACGAGCCAGAGGGCUGAUCUGUUCCUUCUUAGAUGGACAAAACAUGCAAAGUGCCUUGAAAAUAGCGAUCAAUAUUUAACCACAUGCGUUAGCGAUGUUAUCAGAGAUUAACCAGAAGGUGUCAAUUACUUUUAGAAGUGUUAAAGCGCUUUGAAGGAGGGAAAGGAGAAAGGGAAACAUUCUCAGCUUCAUGAGUCAACUUGUGAGAAAGCAACACUUUUUCUCUUGAAGCAAAAAGAAAGCUUUGAUGUUUCAAUUAUUUUUAGUGUGUCUGCAGUGAUCAGAUGAUAACGGUGAUGAAACAGGCCGUAUAGGUUAGAUAGUUAAGCAAGGCACAUGGAAACCAUGCCUCAAUGCAAACACAACAAAGUGUGUUUGUUAAAGAUUGAACUCAAAAUAGAUCAAAGUAAGAAUAGAUUAACAUUGUGGAUAUCUUAAGACACGUGUACGUUAGGCUCUAGAUGUAUUUAAUGUUUCACCCCCUCACCCCAACAAGCUAACGUCGGGCCUGUUUUACUCGACAAAACAAGCCCUUUAACCAUCUGCUCAGAGUUGUGACCGGACUCAGCGCUAAAAAUAGUAACCAAAGAACUCUGAUCACCACACGUCGUCGAUCUGAGCGCAGAUUCAGAUGUAGCUGUCACUUACUGCACUUAACGUAAAACUACCUUUGAAUAAUACACCAUUCCACGGGAGCCGAACUUGGCUACGGAACCAUUCGCCAUUUCCACUUAUACGCUUGUCGGGAAAUGAGUGAGCAAAGGCAGAUGUUUCAUCGGUUAGCACAUCUGUAAAGUGUGUCAAAAUGCAAGUAAAGCUACCGGUGUACACACAGGGAGAGGACAUAAUACUGAGGACUUUACCAUAUUGGACUAAGUGCAGCUGCAGCCAUCACAGGGUAUUCUUAUUUUUUGAGCACUCCCUCCGGAGUCCCAGAAGAAGUCAUUCAACUCAUUUCACAGGCUGAGGUGCAUCAGUAGUCAAUGGGGCCAGACGUGAUGGGGAGUGAACUGACAAGAUGUGACAAGUGUGGAGUAGCCCUUUAAACACGAACAGAAAACGUCUGGAAACACAUCUGCAUCCCAUCAGAUAGACAAAAUGACUGGCCAGUACCCCCUGGAACACACUGACGUGCCCUGGGAGAGGCAAACCGCCGUAUUCAUAGCGUCCUGUUUCACAGCCAAACGGUUUACGAGUGUUCGUGACUGAGUGAGUAAGUGACUGACUGAGUGAGUGACUGAGUGAGUGAAUGACUGAGUGUGAGUGACUGAGUGAGUGACUGAGUGAGAGUGAGUGAGUGAGUGACUGUGAGUGACUGUGUGAGUGACUGAGUGAGUGAAUGACUGAGUGUGAGUGACUGAGUGAGUGACUGAGUGAGAGUGAGUGAGUGAGUGACUGUGAGUGACUGUGUGAGUGACUGAGUGACUGACUGAGUGAAUGACUGAGUGAGUGACUGUGUGAGUGAGUGACUGACUGAGUGAGUGUGAGUGACUGUGAGUGACUGAGUGACUGACUGAGUGAGUGACUGUGAGUGACUGUGAGUGACUGAGUGACUGAGUGAGUGAAUGACUGAGUGAGUGACUGUGAGUGAGUGACUGACUGAGUGACUGAGUGAGUGUGAGUGACUGUGAGUGACUGAGUGACUGACUGAGUGAGUGACUGUGAGUGACUGUGUGAGUGACUGAGUGACUGUGAGUGACUGAGUGACUGAGUGAGUGAAUGACUGAGUGAGUGACUGUGAGUGACUGAGUGAGUGACUGUGAGUGACUGACUGAGUGACUGAGUGACUGUGAGUGACUGAGUGAGUGACUGAGUGAGUGAAUGAGUGACUGUGAGUGACUGACUGAGUGACUGAGUGAGUGACUGAGUGACUGAGUGACUGACUGAGUGAGUGACUGUGAGUGAAUGAGUGAAUGACUUAGUGAGUGACUGUGAGUGACUGACUGAGUGACUGACUGAGUGAAUGAGUGACUGAGUGAGUGACUGAGUGACUGACUGAGUGAGUGACUGUGUGAGUGACUGACUGAGUGACUGACUGAGUGACUGAGUGAGUAAGUGACUGACUGAGUGAGUGACUGAGUGAGUGAAUGACUGAGUGAGUGACCUGUGAGUGAGUGACUGACUGAGUGAGUGACUGUGAGUGACUGAGUGAAUGACUGAGUGAGUGACUGUGUGAGUGACUGACUGAGUGACUGACUGAGUGACUGAGUGAGUAAGUGACUGACUGAGUGAGUGACUGAGUGAGUGAAUGACUGAGUGAGUGACCUGUGAGUGAGUGACUGACUGAGUGACUGACUGACUGACUCCGUGCUCGGGAUGAGAAAGACAUUUUCACAAAGUAGAUACUCGGUGCUUCUUUUUUGUUGUUGUUGUCGUGAGGUGACGAUGUGUGACCUUGUUCGAUGUCAAACUGGCGUUCUGUGUUGUUAUAGAGAACUUUUUAUUUCCCCCUUCAAAAUGAGAUGAAAACAGGAGGGUAAAUACUGCGUUGGCAUCCAUAUGAUUCAACGUAUGUACGAGAUGACUCGAGAUCUGUUACUGUGGCACUUUAUCUAAUGGGAGCUGAUUUAUUGUGACUUCAUUUGAGUUCACGAAGUGUUUCACUUUCGAGUUAAGGCAGACAGUUCAUUUCUGACAGACCAAACAAGCUUUUAAAAUCGCCCUUUGUGUUCUGAACCAGAACAGUGUCCCAUAUGUCAUGAUUCAUGUUGAGAGAAGCCUUCCAAUAGCAGGGAAAGGUGAAUUUAUUCUCUUUAGGAUAGCAGUUCA